GGAAGUGGGUUUUCUUGUUUUGGCUGCGUUCGAGCCGGUGACAGCUAACCAUGGCAAGUCAGAAGAUUUCGGAGUGAAUCAUCAGGGCAGUAGAAAUCGGACCAGACUUGACAGGAGUGGGUCUCAGUGGCACCAUGGGCAGACGGAAAAUUCCAGAUUUGUACAGAGCCCCUUUCCCCCUUUACACGGUGCAUGUGCACCCUGAAACAGGAUUGGUUAUCACAGCAGGUGGGGGUGGGGCUUCCAAGACAGGCAUUAAGAAUGGGGUGCACUUCUUGAGUUUGGAGCUAAAUGGCGGCCAGCACAGUGCCACUCUGCUUCACUCUCAUGACACAGACACUCGUGCCACCAUGAACAUGGCAAUAGGGGGCGGUGUGAUGGCAGCAGGGCAGGAUGGGAAUUGCAGUCUGAUGCGCUUUCAGCAACGGCCUCUGAAGGAUGGACGCAAGGCUGAAGCCAAAGGAGCAGGGGGUGACAGUGAGCAGGCAGCCCCCAGAAGGCGCGGGGGGCGUCGCCAGGCUGGAGGGGGCGGUGAUGAGGCAGAGACGCGAGACGAGACCCCCCAGAUGUCAGUGGAGACGGUGGGGGAGGUGUGCUCAGACCGCAGCCCCACUGACGCAUUGCAGAAGGUUGUGAGGUUCAGCGCUGACCUCAAACUGCUGGUGACUGGCGGAGCUGACGGACACGUCCGUGUGUGGGAGUACCCUGCCCUGAAAGAGAAACUGGAUUUCAAGGCUCAUGAUGGGGAGAUUGAAGAUUUGGACAUUAGUCCAGAUAACAAGGUCGUGACAGUGGGGCGGGACUUUGCGUGCUGCGUGUGGAGCAAUGACCAGCUGGUCGUGGGACUGCGUUGGCAUGACAACCUGCCUCACAUCGCCGACAAGAUGUACCGCUACCAGGCCUGCAGGUUUGCAAAGGUGGAGGAUCAGACGGAUGCUCUGAGGCUCUACACGGUCCAGAUCCCUCACAAACGCGACCGCCGACCACCCCCCUGCUACCUCACCAAGUGGGAUGGACGGAACUUCCUCCCCCUGCUCACCAAAACCUGCAGCACUGAGGUCAUUUCCUGUCUGGCUGUCAGUGACUCUGGGACGUUUCUGGGGUUGGGAACAGUGACAGGAUCAGUGUCUAUUUAUAUAGCCUUCUCACUGCAGAGUCUUUACUAUGUUCAGGAAGCUCAUGGUAUUGUGGUCACUGAUCUGGCUUUUUUGCCAGAGUCACCACAAUGCAGGGCGAUUCUGGGGAACAACGAGGCGGCCAUGUUGAGUGUGGCGGUGGACAGUCGCUGCAAGAUGCACGUUCUACCCAACCGGCGCUCUUUCCCCAUGUGGCUGGUGCUCCUGUUAUGUGCGGUUAUGGUGGUUGCUGUGGUCCUCCUCCUACAACACGCCUUCCCAGGGUUCAUUUAGGCCAGCGCACAUCUCAGCGAGGGGGGAGGUCCCCCUGCCUCAGAAUGGGGGUCUGAGUCGAGGGACCCAGGACUCAGCUACAGUCACCGUCUGGAGAUAAUACUGGAAAUAUUCUCGCUAAUAAUGAUAAUAAUGAGAAGGAGAAUAACAAAAUUUAAUGCAUUUUUAUUUCUGUAAUAGCCACAGCCAGUCAGUGCUUUGAAUGCCACUGUGUCAGCAUGGUGUGAGAGCGUACUUCAGGGGCCUGUAAAUUCAGGUGCAGAUAUGUGUUUCUGCUUCCACCAGCGCUGAACCAAACCUCUCCCCCCACAUACAUACAGCAUGGAAACAGUGGACCAUAAGAGACUUUCAUUUUUUACUGUAUUAUUAUUAUACAGGAAUGCUUUCCUUUUUUUGGGGGGGUGUUAUUAAAGACUGUCCACUCCAGUAAUCAAGCCACAGAUAGGGGUGGGGCAUGCAUCCUUGGCUGUUUUUAAAUAUUUAGAAGAUUAAAAAUAUCAUGACCUGUUGAUAUUGGGUCAGUCUCUAUCUUUAGCAGACAGGGACAGGCUGACUCUCUCAGUGACUGAGCUCUGUAAGGUCAGAGGCUGUGAUCAGUAUCUGUCAUUUCUGUCUGUCCUUAUUUGUAAUUUUUCACUUCAGACAAACGUGGUUCCACUGUGGGAAUGCUCAUUUGGGAGGGCUGAAAUGUGACAUUAAUCCACAAUGGAUUACUUUGUCCACUAGAUGGCAGCAUGGCCCUGCAACAAGGACAUUUCCACUGAUGGGCACUACAGUUUGUGUACAGACGGAAAUGGUUUGUGAAUUUCGCAGUCUUUGAUCCACAUGUAUUACUGUGGGUAAGAUGUCUUAGUCAUUUUUGAAAUAAAGG
Megalops cyprinoides (Indo-Pacific tarpon) is the source of this 2280-nucleotide messenger RNA. It is a transcript of the gene preb, whose product is annotated as prolactin regulatory element binding. Gene Ontology annotation, molecular function: guanyl-nucleotide exchange factor activity; GTPase activator activity; protein binding. The transcript has 10 exons. NCBI's taxonomy places the organism in Eukaryota, Metazoa, Chordata, Actinopteri, Elopiformes, Megalopidae. Gene Ontology annotation, cellular component: endoplasmic reticulum membrane. Gene Ontology annotation, biological process: protein secretion. The record is from RefSeq and is a predicted model, not a curated record. The coding region runs from base 135 to 1409 and encodes 424 amino acids.